AUGGCGGCCUCCGCCGCCUCGCAGCGGCCCAUCAAGGGGAUUCUGAAGAAUAAAAGCUCCACUGCUUCCUCUGUGGCGGCCUCCUCCCCACAGUCCGGAGGGAACAUCCAGGAAGUACAGAGAAAAAAGUCCCAAAAAUGGGAUGAAUCCAACAUCCUGGCAACACACCGUCCGGCCUACAGAGACUAUGACUUAAUGAAGAUAAACGAGCCCAGCAGCCCCCACUUCAGACUGGCCGCCAGUGGGACCUCGCAACGGAGCGGUCAGGUGGGGGAGCCCGACAGCGAUGGGGCACACAGUAGCAAGACCUUUUUCGACGCGCUGGAAAAGCAGCUGCAGUUUGAAAUGAAAAGGAAACUACACCACAACGAAGGCCUGAACAUCCAGCUGGCGAGACAACUCAUCUCCAACGACCUGCAGCACGAGAAAGACGAGGAUGACAACGAAGAAACAACACUUGGUGACAACGAAGACAACACUGCCCUGCAAGAAUCAUCGGAUGAAGUUUCUACAAGUGACGAACUGCAAACCCAGCCGUUCCACAGCUAG
This is a messenger RNA of Nyctereutes procyonoides (raccoon dog), 549 nucleotides long. It is a transcript of the gene PPP1R2C, whose product is annotated as PPP1R2C family member C. Bases 1 to 549 code for a protein of 182 amino acids. Gene Ontology annotation, molecular function: protein phosphatase inhibitor activity. Gene Ontology annotation, biological process: regulation of signal transduction. The record is from RefSeq and is a predicted model, not a curated record. Lineage: Eukaryota; Metazoa; Chordata; Mammalia; Carnivora; Canidae. The transcript is spliced from 2 exons.